GAGAAAGGAGAGAAAUAGGCCCUAGGAAAAACAGUCACAUUAUCGUCCAAGACCAAGAGAGAAGCAACGAGCAUUGGAAUUUAGAAAUCGCAGAUUCAACGGUUAAGUGCUGAUUCCCCUUGCAGCUGCGGUUUCUUCACUCUUCUUCUCUAGGGUUUUUGAACUUGACCAUGUCUUCCCCUACUCAUUUCGACGAUGACUUUGAUUUCGGAGGCAGUUUUGGCGGAACGCAUUCAGGUAGCAAGAGGUCAUCUCCCGACUAUGACGAGGAUGAUUAUGAGAAUGAUCCUUUUGGACAGAAGAAGUCCAAAUCAAAAGCUGAAGAAGCUGCUUCUGGCGUCACAACAGGAAUGAUUUUGUCUCUUCGUGAGAGUCUGCAGAACUGUAAGGAUACGCUUGCUAUAUGCCAAAAUGAACUUGAGGAUGAAAAAUAUGAGAUUAAGAAGUGGCAUUUUUCAUUUCAAAAUGAACCUUUUAUAUCUGCUGGGACCACUCCAGCACCAAAAUUGGUGAUUAAUUAUCUUCAAGCUCUGAAAUCAUCUGAAGAGUCUUUAAGAGAGCAGCUUGAAAAAGCAAAGAAAAAGGAAGCUGCAUUCAUUGUCACAUUUGCAAAACGAGAACAAGAAAUAGCAGAGUUGAAGUCUGCAGUACGGGACCUGAAAGCGCAACUCAAGCCAGCUUCUAUGCAGGCAAGGAGGUUGUUGCUAGAUCCAGCAGUUCAUGAAGAAUUCACUCGAUUAAAGAAUUUAGUUGAGGAAAAGGAUAAAAAAGUAAAGGAGUUGCAAGAUAACAUUGCUGCUGUAAAUUUUACCCCACAAAGCAAGAUGGGGAAGAUGCUGAUGGCUAAAUGUAGAACCCUACAGGAGGAAAAUGAGGAGAUUGGGAAUCAGGCAUCUGAGGGCAAGAUGCAUGAAUUAUCAAUGAAACUUUCAGUACAAAAAUACCAAAAUGCAGAACUCAGAAAUCAAUUUGAAGGGUUGCAAAAACAUAUGGAUGGAUUGACAAAUGAUGUGGAUAGAUCCAAUGAAAUGGUGUUAAUGUUGCAAGAUAAAUUAGAAGAGAAGGAUCUGGAGAUCCAAAGACUGAAAGAUGAGUUGCAACCAAAAAACCUCGUGGUGGACGGGAAAACAAAUCCGGCAUCUAAUAGGAAAGACGAUGAAACGAUACCCACGGAAGACGCUAACUAAUAUCAGUUUAGACAAAAAAGGUUAGUAAAUACUCAAAUUAGUUCCCGAAAAGAAUCACUGGGAAUGUUUUGAUCAUUAAAGGAAAAUUAUCAUUUCGUCCCCAAGAUUGUAAACAUAGAACACUUGAGCCCUUUUAUCCCAAAGAUAAAAGGAUUAAAUAGAUGAGUUUUUGGGGAUUGAAUUGGGUAAAGUGAAUCCUUCUAGGAUUGAAUUGAGUGUUUAUUCUGUGAAAGUGUUUGUACUGUCAAUUAUUUCUUUAGUAUCAUCUAAUAGUAGUAUAUUCCUUAAUUUCAAUUUAUAAUUCGAUUUUUUUUCUUCGCAAAUGUGCAAUUGUGAAUAUGCAAGGGGAAUGGUUUUGCUUCUGCUUGGCAAUCCGUAUGGAAUUACUACAAUGCUCGUUGCUUCUGUGGCACUUGUGAUAAUUAGAGCAUUCAGAAAUUUUUUACAGCUUUAGAUGGAUUGGUGUAGUAUCUUAGGAAAUUGUUUUUCGUUCAAAUUGUUGAGACAUUACUCCAUAUCACCUCAGUUUUCAUGCGCGUGAUCGCUGAAACAACACUAGGCGACUUGGCGUGAAUAUUCUCUACAGUUAUGACUUUAUAAUGUAGCAUUUGCAUUGUAGAUA
Messenger RNA from Cajanus cajan (pigeon pea), 1809 nucleotides. Its product is annotated as FKBP12-interacting protein of 37 kDa. Gene Ontology annotation, biological process: mRNA modification; regulation of alternative mRNA splicing, via spliceosome. Gene Ontology annotation, cellular component: nucleus. The record is from RefSeq and is a predicted model, not a curated record. Lineage: Eukaryota; Viridiplantae; Streptophyta; Magnoliopsida; Fabales; Fabaceae.